ACGGGGGCAGGCCCGGCCCGCUUGUGGGCCUAGCAGUCCGCCGCCCCGCGCCCCGCCUCGAGUAGGCGGCAGGCCGGGCGGGGCCAGCUCGGCCAAGGGCCCCUUCUGGAGCGUCCUCCUCCUCCUUCGCCUCCACCAGCCAUGGCUCCCGCCGGCGACCGGGCCGGCUAUUGGGGCCCCCCGACGUCCACCCUCGACUGGUGCGAAGAGAACUAUGUUGUCUCUUACUACAUCGCCGAGUUCUGGAACACCGUUAGCAACCUGAUUUUCAUUCUACCUCCAAUCUAUGGUGCAAUUCAGAGUUAUAGAGAUGGCCUUGAAAAACGAUACAUCAUUGCUUAUUUGUGUGUCACAGCUGUGGGUUUGGGCUCCUGGUGCUUUCACAUGACCCUAAAAUAUGAAAUGCAGCUAUUGGAUGAACUGCCCAUGAUCUACAGUUGUUGCAUGUUUGUCUACUGCCUAUAUGAGUGCUUCAAGUACAAAACUACAACCAACUACCCCCUCUUGUUUCUACUAGUAGCCUACAGCAUUGGCGUCACCAUAGUAUACCUGAAUUGGAAACAGCCUGUGUUUCACCAGGUUAUGUAUGGAACAUUAGUGGCUGUUCUAGUUCUACGUUCUGUGUAUAUAGUGUUGUGGGUCUACCCAUGGCUCAGAGGACUGGGUUAUACAUCUCUGACUGUAUUUUUGCUGGGCUUUUUCCUUUGGAAUGUAGACAAUAUAUUCUGCGAUAAACUGAGAGGUUUACGUGAGCGGCUGCCUCCACUUGUGAGUGUCUUGACACAGUUUCAUGCUUGGUGGCACAUACUUACAGGCCUCGGCUCCUACCUUCAUAUCUUGUUCAGCUUAUAUUCAAGGACACUAUACCUGAAGUACAGGCCAAAGGUCAAGUUUCUUUUUGGGAUUUGGCCGGUUCUUCUAGUAGAAUCGACUAAGAAGCAAUGAUAAAGAACACCUGACCAGAACUGAAGUACUGCCUGCCAUGGAUGCAUAAGGAGAUUCUGCAAUCAUUUUGACAGAUGCGUUGGAAGUUCGUGGGGAGUGCAAAGGACUCCUGGAGUCGUGGAGGAAUCAUGUAGAACCAACGUUUCUCAGGAAACCACGAUUACAGGUUUUCCCUGUUUGAGGUGUCAAAACGAGAGCGCAGUUUUCUUAUGUACCUGUUGAAUAGCUUGAAAAGUCGGACUGGCAUAUUGGGUUGGUCACAGAAAACAGACCACGCUUUCUUUUUGAAAGCAGGUUUGACCUGUCCUUUGUGAUCUAACCGUAAAAUGCUUGUAACUGAAUUGUGAGUAACAUUGGAGGCAAAUGAGGAGCAAUCUAUUUGAUUAAUAAGGGACUCAGUGUUCUGUUGUGUGUUUUAAUGUAUCCACUGCUUACAUUGUAUUGGUUUUGGAAGCUGUGUUCUGUCAUUGUCUCAAAAUUGCUGCCUUUAAUGACUAGUGCAGAUUAUGGACGGCUAAGGUAGAAGCACGGUUCUUCUCAAUGGGUGAAACAUCCCGUUCUUUGUGCAGAAUGUGGAACAUUGAUUGAGAGUUCCCUUGACGUGCAAAAGAAUAAUGUCCCAGAGGUUUAAAAACUACUGUUACAUCUAAAAUGGACUUGUUUUUAAUGGAUGACCCUAUGUCCAGCCAACUACACAAGUCAGCCACUGCCUUUGUUCUUGAUCGAAGUAGUGUCAGCUGGAAAAAUGUAGCGCUAACUGCCUUGCAAUGUGGGGAAGGAAACUGAAGUAGGCCUCUCUCUGCAUUCAUUUGGGACUGCACUACAUCUUUGAUCAGUGCAGAGGCUGUGUUAGUAUAGAGAUGGCUCUGCUCUCUCCCUAGGAAAUAAACUUCCCUUGCCUUUCUCACAUGCCAUUGAUGGGCACUCUUUUGACAAAUCUAAAUUAUAACCAUGAUCCGUCCUCUCGACUUCUAGUUCUUUGACCAUACUCUACCUCUUUUUUUCUUCCUUCAAAGUCUGCUAAGCACAGGUUUUUCUCUCUUACUCAAUUUGAUUCAGUGCCAUCUAGUGUUCAGUCUUACAUUUGCAAACUUCAAAAAGGCUGGGAUAUGCUUUUCAAACAUUUUCGGGUUUUUAUGGUGACUUGUUCCCUAACCUGCCAAAUAGAGAGACUUGUAUUUGUAGGCCAAAGGGGCCAGCCUCCUUUGGCCACAUUGAUUUGGGAAUAUAACGCUUGACAGUGAAGUUUCUAGUUCAAAACAAUGAUGUGGAAUUAAAUCCAAGGCCCCAUUAUAGAAAAACAAACACUCUAGGUAAUAUGUGCCUGCUGAAGUACAAAAUGCACACAUAGGGUCUCUGGCCUUCAACAGUCACUGUCUCUCAACCUAACCAGCAUCGUGUUCAUGGAGGGCAAAGUUGUUAAUGGUUACUAGUCAUGAAAAGUACUUGUUAACUUCCCAUCAUAAGUAGUGUGUCUGUUAGUACCAACUUCUGGAGAAUACACUGCUCUUGUUAAUAUAAUUCCCAGGGGCAUCUGGUUGGUGGCUGUAAGUAAAAAAAAUAUGGAGCAGGUAGGCUUUUGGUUUGAACUUGGAAGAACUCCUGUUGUUAGGAGAAAUUGUUAGCUUUUUGGAGAGCAGGCAAUAUAAUGAUGCAAUACCCUAUUUCUUUGAUUCUGAGGCGCAAUUGAUUGUAGGGCACACACUAAUUUCAUUACCACCAAAAGAAAUAGUCAUUCCACCAACAAAAAAGUAAUAGAUAUAUAAAUAGUACCUGCAAUUCUAAGAUGCACUCUACUUUUAAAGAUGUUUAUAUGGUGGGUGGGGGGGAGCAUCUUAGAAUCAAAAUAAUACAGUAAAUGAAUGUGUUGGGCCAGUGAGUUCUCCAAAAGAUAAACAGGGAAAAAACAAACAAAAGCUUUCGCCUGAAUUCAUUGAGCAUCCCCAAAUACUAAAUGUGUUCAUCCCUACAUACUAGUCUCACACUAAGUUUAGAAUCCAGCUGCUGAUCUUUUGUCUAACUGGGAUAUAAACCUCUUUGUGCACAUUGCUUCUCUUCCAUAUGCUCUUUGAGCUUCUGUAUUCUUCAUCCUCAAGUUACCAAGCCUCUCUCUCGAGAUAGCCAGAGCUCUUUUGAGGUGCCUGUGGCUUUACAUUCAUUAAAUGCACUCGGAGCCAAAAUGGCCAGUUCUCUUUUAAGGUCAACCUGCUGCUUUCUAUGGUGCUGGACUUUAACUUUCAUAGACAGUAGGAAUAUUUGAUAGUUAUAGCGCAGUACGGAGCAGCAUAGCCAGUUCUAUAUAUGAGCUUAUGCUAGGAAACAAGAAAGAAAAUAUGCAGGAUGCUCUGGUAAUAUGUAAAAAGAUAACGUAUUGUGGGAUAUACAAUACAUCUUGGAUAAAAGAGUAGAUAGACAAAAGAAAGUUACAUGUGUAUGUAUGUCAGAAGCCACAUGAUGCUCCCUUCUCAAACAAAGGCUUCUAAGGAGAUGGGAAGUGCGGGCAGGCAGGGAGCAAAAAACACUUAGAGCUGCAUCGAUCAAAGAAAUUGGUGAAAACCAGAGAGCAGAUGUGUACUAUAGGUUUCCACCUGUUCCUAAUUGCUUUCCAUACAAGUGUUGAUGUUCCUUCAUUUCCAGCAUAAACAUGUUAGCUAGGAGAUGAUGGGAGUUGUGUAUCAGUUCAACUGACAAACAGCUGAUUGGAUAUAACUCCUUCAGGAAAAAUCAUGGAGCCUAUGAUUGACAUCAAAAUCAUGCCAUUAUUUUUCCUCUUAGGCUAGAUUUACAUUGCCAUAUAAAAUCCAGAUUAUUUGCUUUGAACUGGAUUAUAUGGCGUGCAGACUCAUAUAAUCCAGUUCAAAGACCAUAAUGUGGAUUAUCUGCUUUGAUAAUCUGAAUUAUAUGACAGUGUAGAUCCAGCUUUAUUUUUCCUUGGAAAUACUUUCUUCCUGUUUUCCUGCAUAUCUCAAUUUGUACAUUCAUUUUUAAAAAAUGAAGAUUCAUUCAUAUCUCCUUUCUAGCAAUAAUUCAGAAAUUUCUCCAAAAAUGCGGCCAAGUGGUGGAGGUUAGAAGUUACUCCCUUCUUCACUUUUGUGAAGGACACACAAAGGGCACUCACAUCUCCUUUGAGGUUUUCUUAGUGUCUGAGCUUCAGAGAGGUAAGGAUGGCAGAAUGUCUUGGUGGUGUCCCUUGACUUCUGUAGAGUAAAAAACCAUGACCUAAAUCCAAUUUCCAGUCUCAGCUAAAACACAUCAUUUGAACCAAUGGGUUCAUGACUAAUAAUAUUCAUCACUUGGUUCAUUGUGCCUGAUCUAUUUGAAACUAGCUGGAUUUAGGCCCAUGUCUUGUGAAAUCACCCAUGUUGGGAUAGGAAAAGGAAUGGCAACUAAGCCCUUUUUAUAAAGGCACAAGAAAUUCAGCACAAAACCCCCUCUCGCUCCUCUCGCAUCCCAGGAGAUUGGAACCAUGUGUGGCUUUUAUGUCUAAAGAUGUUUGGGAAGAGGUUUUAACCUCAAUAAGACAAAUAAUAGGAGGAAAAAGUCCACUUUUAAAGGGUAUUCCUGCUUCUUUCCUUGCUUGAAGACAAAAAUUAGAAUCAAAUAAAGGCCUUAUAGCAUUUCUCUUACAUGCUAUCAGGAUAGAAAUAGUCAAGGUAUUAGGGAUGGGGGAUUCAGAAUAAGGGCCAUCCAUAGCUUUAAAAAUUAAAAUACACAGUGAAAUUAGAGGAGAAAUAAAAAAAUGUAUUUGAGGCUAUAUGGAAACCAUUUAUCAGCCAUAUUUGCCAGAGUAAUUGCAAAUUUAAACCAUCCUCAGGUCAAGUUGGAUUUGGUUAAAUGACUAGAGGAAAUUAUGACUAUUAAUAAAAUUCAAAGGCAUAAUAGAGGAUAAUUUAUUAAGUGGAUUGACUGAGUAGUUUGUAAAUGUCUGUGACUUGGGAAGAAGAGGAUGAAUGGGAUAAGGUAAAACUCUAGAUUAAAAUUCAGCACAAAAUCUUCCCGGUGAUAACUCAGAGAUACUUUACAACAGGGGUCCUCAAACUUUUUAAGUGGAGGGCCGGUUCACAGUCCCUCAGAUUGUUGGGGGGCCGGACUAGGAUGAAAUAGUCCAAAAUUAGGAUUGUUGUUGUUGUGUGCCUUCAAGUCGUUUCAGAGCUAGGGUCAACCCUUAGUCUAAAGUUUAGGACAGAGGCCAGGUCAAUGACCUUGGAGGGCCCUGAUCUAGAUGAUCUCAUAAGACCAUAGGUAAGUAAAGAGAUCUCCAAAGACCAUCUAGAUGGUCUCAUAAGACCAUAAGUAAGGAAAGGGACCCUCAAAGGCCAUCUAGACGGUCUCAUAAGACCAUAGGUAAAUAAAGAGACCUCCAAAGACCAUUUAGAUGGUUUCAUAAGACCAUAGGUAAGGAAAGGGACCCUCAAAGGCCAUCUAGAUGAUCUCAUCAGGGCCACCAGAAAACCAUAGAUAAGGAAGGGGAUCCUCAAAGACCCAUCUAGAUGGUCUCAUAAAACCAUAGGUAAGGAAAGGGGCCCUCAAAGGCCAUCUAGAUUGUCUCAUAAGGCCGUAGGUAAGGAAAGAGACCUCCAAAGACCAGGCAGACGUAGGUCAACCCUAAGUCUAAAGUUUAGGACAGGGGCCAGGUCAAUGACCUUGGAGGGCCGCAUCCGGCCCACGGGCCUUAGUUUGGGGACCCCUGCUUUACAUCACAGGUAAUGUUAGCUUAGCAUCAUCAGAUGACGCCACUACUAUUCCAUUUCUUGACCCGAUUUAUAGAUUUGUCUCCAUAUCCUGCCAGCCAAUCUUUUCCUAAGAGAUGAUGGUUUUGCUCCACUUCUCUUAGGUAUUAGCUUCACAUAGGUUUUGAUACAAACAUUAUACAGUGAGCAUCACUGACAACUUAGCAAUGAUUUUUUUUGGUGGUGUGCCUCCAGCCAUCUCUUUCCUGAGUUGAAAAGCAAUUUACCCCAUUUUUCUCCCCAAAACCUCCUGUUGAAGAAUGGGGGGGGAAAUAAUGCAGAUUUCAGAUAGUGUGCCUCUCCUUUGCCUUUGCUUUUGAAUUGUGCAAUAUUGUUGAAUGUGUGACUGUUUUGCAAAAGUGCCCACUCGUGAUAUCCAGCCUGCUUUGACCCAGAAUAAACAAGAAUAGGUGAAUAAAUACUAAAGGUGAAGAGUAAAUGACAUGUGAUGUUUGUUUAAGCUGUAUAAGUAAAAAAAAACAAUCCCUCACAAUUGUAGCAAUGAGCCUGAUAUAGGGAAGUCUUGAUACUUUCCUCCACUGUCCUUGUUUCAUCCUCACCUUGGACAGCUCCUUUAAAGCUCACAAACCUGGAAUGAAUUACACUAUAUAUUUAUGUAUAAGUCUAGACAUUUUAAUUCAAAAAUCAAUCCAAAAAAUGAGUUGACAUCCAUGGAGCAGUGUAAAUACUGUGUCAUUUUAAAAGGAACCAUCAUCUUUGAGUAGAAAGGCAAGAGCUUAGUCUGUAUCGGGAAAGCCCAAGAAAAGCACCGACUUGUAUAUGAGGUCGAUUUAUACAGUAAUUACCCCACCGACUUGAGAGCCACAGUUCACCAAUGCAGUUUGCCAUGACAUCUGAUGGUGUGUAGGAGGUGUAGCACAAAAAUAGUAAUUCCUCCAACCAACAGAACAGGGUUACUCCUCCUUGAUCACUAUAUUCCUAAUCCUAUUUUUGUUCUUACUCCCACCCAGAAGCUACUAUAAACAGUUCAAAAAAAAAGGAUGCACACAGCAUUAAGUCAUAAUUACAUUUAAUUCAGCCUCCCAAGGUGAAACCUAAAAGGCAGGCACUGAAACUCACAGCUUGCAUUGGAAUUCAGUGUGAUAGCAGCUGGAUAUCCCAAAAUAGUAUGUGUCUCUGUGUGGCUCAUAGAGUUGCAACAUAAUAAAUUGCUGUCUCCACCUCAGUCAGGAUAUUUCUAAAUUCAUCUUUCACCUUCUCUAUGUCUUUUGAGCUAUAAUGAUGGUUUUGAGUGCUGAACACAGAAAGAAAUGUGCAAUUCAAGUGGCUAGCAUCCCAAAAUGGUCUUGGAAGACCUCUUCCAUUGCUGUUCAACAUAAACAUUGCACUCAAUUUCCUAGUUGCAGCUUAGUCACCUUUGGUGAGUCUGAACCUCUUUGAGGAGAUUGUGAAAUAUUAUAAAGCGUUGUUCCACACAAUUUAAAUAUUAUUGUAUGGGGAAGCCCAAGAGGAACGUUGAUGGAUUUUCUUGCAAAUUUGGAUUGAGUUGAUUUUUAAAUUGAAAGGAGGAUUCUGCAGAAAUUCUGAUUUCUUUGAUCCAUAGCAUCAGUACUCAGAAGGCUGAUUUCUAUCAGUACAUCUAUUGUUUGAUUAAAAUUCAUCUGCAGGAACCUCUCAGCUCUGCACUGUUUUAACAAUUGGCACUUUCAGUCUGACUUUGAUCAGUAGAAUCCCUGAAUUGUAGUAACCCUCAUAUGGAUGGCUGCAUGCUAGUAAUCCCAAUCAAUAGUUUAAGGGUCGAACUUGGAAAGGUUGUGUUUUGGAUUGCAACUCUUAGAGUCUUUCAGCCAUCAUUGCCUCUUUUCCAGGCUUUCUUUCACUCAGAUUACAUCCCAGAGUUUAUACAGUGGAGAAGACAAUUGCAAAUCCUGAAGUCUGUCCUUUUUCAGUUUAGAGUGUAUUGGUCUCUUUCAUGCUACAAACUUCAAUACAGUUGGAGCUACCAUGGCUACAUCCUUUGGAGUCUUGGAAUCUGUACUUUCACGAGGCAUUCUCUGCCAAAGAAUCUUCCCAAACUACAACUCUCAGGAUUCUGUAGGAUGUAGAAAUGGGAGUUAAAGUGGAAACAGAAUGCUAUACAGUCAACUUUCCACAUUUGUCGGGGUCUGGAGCAUAAGACCUCGAUGAAAGUGAAAAACUGAGGAAAGACAUACCUAUCUUAUCUAUCUCCUAAGAAGUCAAGGUUUUCCAGCACAACUCUGGUCACCUUCCAUUGGAAUCGCAUUGGAAGCCCUAGAGAUUCCUGGAGAGGUGUUCUCUCUUGAAAGCUCUUGGUCCUCCAGCAUGAAUGGAGGAAAUUAACAAUAAAAUCACACUGAAGGUCCUAGGGAACAUUUUCCACCAAAUCCAUGAAUAAUCAAAUCCACAAAAGUCAAAACCACAAAUGUGGAGGGCCUAUUCUGCUUUGUGAAAGAGACCAUAGUCAAUUAGUAGCUAUGUUGUACUGUUUUCAAGUUGCAUUUUCUAUCUUUUACAUGCCUUUUGCUCCCAAAAGCUUCCUGGUAUGUCUCAGUAGCUAGCAAAACACAAGUCUGUUUGUUUGUUUAAAGAAAUCUGUAGUCUCCAAAAUAACAAGAUGGAUUAUCCUGCAGGCUGUAAGAACUGUGUUAUUACCGAUGGAUGAUUAUGACUAAAGCAAGCCUGGGCGUCUGAGAAUUUAAAUACCAAAUAGUAUUUUAACAGGACCUGCCUCUUUUUAAUGUGUUUGUCUAGACUUGUGCAAGAAAGUUGUGCUGCUGUGUACUGCCUCUUUAUUUGAAUUGGGAAAAAAAGGCUUGUAUUGGCAUAUAUCCUACUACGGCUAAAUGUCUGUGUCACAUCCAGUCUUUAGUGAAGGCGAAAGUUGAUUUGGCAGAUAGGAACGAUGAGUAGUUGUUGGAGCCUUUGGAGUUGAUUAGAGAUGGGCAAAGAACAGGACUUCUUCUCCAAAUAUUUUAAUAAAGACCAUCCACAGAAGUCAAAUCCGCAAAUGUAGAAGGCCAAAGGAAUCCAGUAGCAUAUGAGGGAGAAAAAAAGAUAUGUAUAAUAUACUUGUGUGGACUCUGUUUCUUUUUCUCAAAGACAUUAAUAAUUCUUUUAUACCUCUUUCUGAUGCCUGGUGCCUCUCUGUUCUUUUCCCCUUGUAUCUUUUCUUUCCAAAGCUUGUAAGGCUGGUCUUUUGAGACCUCUCUGCACACUCCUUACCGAUCUUUCUGAAGUACAGAGUGCAUUAAUAAUGCUAUUUUCCAUCCAUGCUAUAUAACAGGUUUCAGUGGGAUUUCCUCCCCCCAGAAGCCUCUUCCCUUCACCCCAUUGCUGCUUUGCUAUCAUUGCCUUUGCAUCCAAUUUUAAGGCCCACAAGGCUCAGAAUUAAAAUCUCCUUCAGACGUCCCUGUCCAAAGUUCAGAUUAGUAUUUCUUUCAAUUGUGUUCUGCCAUAUGAAUGUGGAUUCUUUGGGCGCACUUCUAAUGCACUGAUCUUCAUAGGGUGUCAAAAGGGAAAUGGAUCCAGUCUUGACACUAGAGACGUGGAAUAUCCUUUUGUGUGUGUGUGUGUAAAGUGACCAAACAUGGUUUUAACCCCUUUUGUUUUUGUUUCGGAUCAUUGUUUUGGGAUUUAAAAAUAAUCUUAUCCAGAUGAACUUAACUGGCUGUAUCAUGAAAUAGCAUCAAUGUAUAUAAAAACAUUGUAAUAAAUAUUGUUUUAAGCAUUUUGAUAUACUAUAUUGAAAUCUUUCUAUGGGAUUCUUGUCGACUAAUAAGCUUAUAAUAUAUAUAUUAUAUUAUAUAUAACUAUUAUUUUGCAAUAAAGUGGCUUUGGGGGAUUUGGGGUAACGUAUUCAUCCAUUUACCCUUGAAGCAUUAAUUAUGACCUAAAUGAUGAUGGCAAUUAUGAUGAUUAAAGAAUUUUUUUGCUAAUUAAAAUAA
This is a messenger RNA of Anolis carolinensis (green anole), 9601 nucleotides long. It is a transcript of the gene acer3, whose product is annotated as alkaline ceramidase 3. Lineage: Eukaryota; Metazoa; Chordata; Lepidosauria; Squamata; Anolidae. The coding region runs from base 142 to 945 and encodes 267 amino acids. The transcript is spliced from 11 exons. Gene Ontology annotation, biological process: ceramide metabolic process; phytosphingosine biosynthetic process. The record is from RefSeq and is a predicted model, not a curated record. Gene Ontology annotation, cellular component: endoplasmic reticulum membrane.